This is a messenger RNA of Raphanus sativus (radish), 3585 nucleotides long. Its product is annotated as LRR receptor-like serine/threonine-protein kinase EFR. Gene Ontology annotation, biological process: hormone-mediated signaling pathway; protein phosphorylation. The coding region runs from base 213 to 3347 and encodes 1044 amino acids. The record is from RefSeq and is a predicted model, not a curated record. Gene Ontology annotation, cellular component: plasma membrane. NCBI's taxonomy places the organism in Eukaryota, Viridiplantae, Streptophyta, Magnoliopsida, Brassicales, Brassicaceae. Gene Ontology annotation, molecular function: protein binding; protein kinase activity; ATP binding. The transcript has 3 exons.
CACUAAUCAAAGUCUCAACAACCUUUUACGAUUUUUGAUCAUGGCUCAGAUGAUUCGAAUGAAGAUCCAGUCUGAGCUGAGUUUCCCCAAGUUUAUCGGCCGCUCUUUGCGGAGAUUAACGACACAACAGCUGGUUAAGGCCUUCGCCGUGAAAAUGCGCCGAUUCAGGAGACUCAGUAAUCCUAAAUCUAUGUUGAAGAAGAAGCAAAGAGAUGAUGAAGCUGUCUCUUUCACUUGCUUUACUCAUGUUGCUUCAAGUUUCCACGGUGGUCUUUGCCCAACCCAGGUUUUCGAGCGAGACUGACAUGAGAGCUUUACUCGAGUUAAAAUCCCAAGCUGCUGAGAACAAUACCGAGGUCUUAUCCUCAUGGAACAACUCCACUCCUCUUUGCAACUGGAUCGGUGUCACAUGCGGUGGUCGGAAGCAAGAAAGAGUUACGAGUCUAGACCUCGGAGGAUUCAAGCUAGCCGGUGUGAUCUCACCUUCCAUCGGUAACCUCUCGUUUCUCAGAUCACUUAACCUCGCAGAAAACUCUUUCACAAGUACCAUCCCUCCAGAGGUGGGGAUGCUGUUUAGGCUUCGGUACUUGAACAUGAGCUUUAAUCUUCUCCAAGGAAAGAUCCCACACAGUCUCUCUAACUGCUCCACACUCUCCACCCUUGAUUUAUCUUCAAACCAGAUUGCACACGAAGUUCCUUCAGAGCUAGGUUCGCUUUCUAAGCUGACUAUUCUGUAUCUUAACAGCAACAACCUCACCGGAAAGUUCCCUUCGUCCUUAGGAAACUUGACCUCGCUCCGGAAGCUUGACUUCGCAAAUAACUAUAUGGUAGGAGAGAUACCAGACGAUGUUGCUAGAUUGAGACAAAUGGUGUUCUUCCAGAUAUCGCAGAACGGUUUCUCAGGUGCUUUCCCUCCUCCGUUGUACAACCUCUCCUCGCUGGAGACUCUGUCCCUAACCGGCAACAGCUUUUCAGGUGAACUCAGAGCUGAGUUUGGCGAUCUUCUACCGAACCUAAGAACGGUGGUUAUGGGAAACAAUCAUUUCACAGGAGCUAUCCCGUUAACACUUGCCAAUAUCUCAAGCCUUGGAAGGUUUGAUAUCUCAACUAACAACCUCACAGGAAGCAUCCCUUUGAGCUUUGGGAAUCUACCUAACCUGUGGUGGUUAGGGAUUGCUCAAAACGCUCUGGGAAACAACAACUCGUUUACUGAUCUUGAGUUUAUUACUGCUUUGGGUAACUGCACUGAGCUAGAGUUCUUGGACGCUAGUUACAACAGACUUGGAGGUGAGCUUCCUGCCUCAACAGCCAAUCUCUCCACCACGUUGACUAGUCUAUACUUGGGAGGAAACCAAAUCUCUGGAACCAUUCCACGUGACAUCGGGAAUCUCGUGAACCUGCAAAUACUCAGUUUGGAAGAAAACAUGCUGACAGGAGAGCUUCCUGUCUCUUUCGGGAAGCUUUUGGAACUGCAGGUGAUUGAUCUGUAUGCAAACUCAUUAUCCGGGGAGUUACCAUCUUACUUUGAUAAAAUGACUCAGUUGCAGAAGAUUCAUUUGAACAGCAAUAGUUUCCAAGGGAGAAUCCCCAAGAGUAUUGGAGGUUGUACAAACUUGUUUGACUUAUGGAUUGAUACUAAUAAUCUGAACGGGAGUAUACCUCCAGAGAUACUGCGGAUUCCAUCUCUUGCUUACUUAGAUCUGUCAAGCAAUUUCUUGACAGGUUCUUUACCUGAAGAAGUUGGAAAGCUGGAGCUUCUCGUUGGACUAAGUGCUAGCGACAACAAGUUAUCAGGACGCAUUCCGCAAACUCUAGGUGGUUGUCUCUCCUUGGAGUUUCUCUACCUGCAAGGAAACUCGUUUGAAGGAGGGGUUCCGGAUAUAAGUCGGUUGGUCAGUUUAUCAAAUGUUGACUUGUCCAGAAACAAUCUCUCUGGCCGCAUACCUCGGUAUCUCGCCAGGCUACCUCUGCUGCAGAAUCUGAAUCUUUCGAUGAACGAGUUCGAGGGGAGUGUGCCUACAACAGGAGUGUUUCGAAACGCUACGGAAGUUUCUGUUUUUGGUAACAAAAAUCUCUGCGGAGGGGUCAGAGAAAUGCAACUAAAGCCGUGUACUGUGAAAGCAUCACCAAGGCCGAGAAAGCCUCUUUCAACUCGAAAGAAGGUUGCAAGUGGUGUUGGUAUAGGCAUGGCCUCACUUCUGUUAAUCAUAAUCGUGGCUUCUCUGUGUUGGUGGUUCAAGAAGAGGAGGGACAAGAAGAAGAAGAACAAUGCAAGUAGUACUAACCUAUCUUAUUCCACUAGUGUGGGAAAGUUCUAUGAGAAGUUAAGCUAUAAAGAGCUUCAUGAAGCAACCGGUGGCUUCUCUUCAAGCAAUCUGAUUGGUUCAGGCAACUUCGGUGACGUGUACAAAGGAGUGCUUGGCCAUGAUGAUAACAACAAACUCGUCGCUGUUAAAGUCUUGAACCUCUUGAAGCAUGGAGCAACCAAAAGCUUUAUGGCGGAGUGUGAAACUUUCAAAGGUAUAAGGCAUCGUAACCUUGUGAAACUGCUAACGGUCUGUUCAAGCCUCGAUUCCCAAGGAAACGAGUUCAGAGCUCUGGUCUAUGAGUUCAUGCCGAAAGGAAGUCUGGAUACGUGGCUGCUGCAGCAGCCAGAAGAAGAUCAUCACUCGAGGGCUUUAACAGUUCCAGAGAAACUUAACGUAGCGAUAGAUGUUGGUUCCGCUUUGGAGUAUCUGCAUGUUCACUGUCAUGAGGCGAUAGCUCACUGUGAUCUUAAGCCAAGCAACGUUCUUCUUGACGAUGAGCUUACAGCUCAUGUUGGUGACUUUGGUUUGGCUAGGCUUCUCUAUAAAUUCGAUCGAGAAUCCUUCUUAAGUCAGUUUAGUUCCGCUGGUGUUAGAGGCACCGUUGGCUAUGCCCCACCAGAGUAUGGAAUGGGAGGCCAACCAUCAGUAAAAGGAGAUGUGUACAGCUUUGGGAUUCUACUUUUGGAGAUGUUCACUGGAAAGAAACCGACAGACGAAUCGUUUGCAGGGGACUAUAACCUCCACAGCUACGCAGAGUCGGUGUUGUUGUCAGGAGGUGAGGAGGAGGGUGGAGGAGGCAGCAGCAAUGCGGUUGUUGAUGAGUGGUUGAGACUGGUUCUUCAGGUGGGCGUAAGGUGUUCUGAGGAGUAUCAAAGGGAUAGGAUGAAAAUGGAUGAAGCGCUACGUGAAUUAAUCUCAGUCAGAUCUAAGUUCUUCAGUACCAAGACGGAUGCUGCAGAAGAGCUAAGUCCCAGGGAUGCUGCUGUGCAAAGUUCUCCUCAGGAAUGGAUGUUAAGCGCUGACACGCAUACAAUGUAGACCAAGAAAAAAAAAUGACAUCACAGAUUCACAAUCACCUUCUCAACUACUUCUGCUCUUCAUUAGCCCACUCACCUUCUCCUGUUUUCGUUUCCUUUUUUUUGUAGUUUUUGAGCAUUUUCUUAAAUAAGGUCUUCUUACAUGCCGUUACAACACAACAAAGUUCUAGUAAUGUAUGUGAUUGUACCUUGGUUAGUUGCUCAAUUAUGGUUUUUUAAAAUUCAAUUCCUUAUCAAAA